Messenger RNA from Papilio polytes (common Mormon), 631 nucleotides. RefSeq lists its product as uncharacterized. NCBI's taxonomy places the organism in Eukaryota, Metazoa, Arthropoda, Insecta, Lepidoptera, Papilionidae. The transcript has 3 exons. Bases 34 to 588 code for a protein of 184 amino acids. The record is from RefSeq and is a predicted model, not a curated record.
UUCAAGGAGACAGUGGACGGACAAUCUCACUGUAUGACGAAUGUACGAAGGCAUAAGCAUUCCCGCAGCGUCGGCUGCCAAGAUGACCAGGAUUUAUCGAUUUUAGCAUCAACAACAUCAAUAAUGGGAAGCGAAUCGAAUAUUUAUAAUAUGAAAUUAAACCAAGAUCCAAAUACAAGUAAAAAUUAUCUAAAAACCCAUUCAGAUUCGGAAAUUUCUAGAAUGUCUGAAAACGAUUCUGUUAUUUUCACUUUAGGUGAUAGUACAAUCGAUAUAGAAACAGAGAAAUUAGUUAAAAUAUCGAUAAACAAUGACGAUGAAUGGAAUAUCGAUGAGAAUGUUAAAAGGGUGUGUACAGAGAUAGAAGAUUUCUGUACAAAUAACUCAGAACUAGAAAGUGUUGAAAAACUUAAUAUGGAUAAAGCUAAAGUUAUCGAAGAUACUGUUUUCGACGUUUGUGAGAGUAAUAAAGAUGGUAAUUGUGAUAUUGCUUGCUCUAAUGUGACCGAAGUUAUUGUUAUACCGAGUGCUGAAGCGAUAUUAGAAACGGAUACAGGUAACAAAUAUAACGAUUGUGAUGUACAAUAAAUCGAUAUUAAAUCGUUUAGAUCCAAUAAAUAAAUCUUAAAAG